CCCACCGACCCGCCACCACGCGUUCCAUCCUGGCCCAAGCAACAGCGAUGGUCGGUUGUUGGUCCCAUAAUCCUAAGCAGCCAGCGCAGCAGCAUCACGGAUGCGGCAGCACAUCUGAGCUACGGCCCUUACUUUCGUGACUCUUACCUCCCAAACGACUCUCUUGCACAUGCAAAUGAAAGAGCCCACGCCGAUCUGCUCCCGGCGCUUUCCCUAACGGGAACUUUCUUUGGUCGGUUGGUGCCAUCGAAGUCCAUAUCUCGGCCUAAUUCAACCACAUGUUGCUUCGUUAACCCUCUCCUUAGGUCACACGCUCUCAAUAAUUAAUUUAUCGUCAUCGCGCACGCCGCUUCCCAUAUCUGUAGGGAUCAAGGGAAGCCCCAACACCUUUUGCCAAACGUUAUACUACUUACGUUGCCAAUUAGCUUUUCUGAUUUACAUGAAUACUUGCUUUUGCAUAACGUUGCAAAUUGUCGCAUCUUGUUGACACGGUGCGGCAGUUGUGUAAGGCGCUGGACCCUCGCGAUACACAUCAUCACCUCUCUGCAUAGGAACAUAGGAAUACAAACGUAAUGAAGUGACUGCAAUACGCGUGCAGACGCGCUAUGCGUUUUUUUCCAGGGCCCCAGGGUCACACGCGCAGUAAAUCACUUCCUAGCCACCUUACGACGGCGGUAUCUCCCAGAUCUCUCACGUGUUGCCAAGCAGCUCCGACAACAGCAGCCCAACAAAGUGCUCCAUGUCGCGCUGGGCCCUUGGGCGCCUAAUGGUUUCGGCGCCUGCCGGGCCCUGCCAGCCACCAGGUGCUGCUGCCAGCGCAGCUUCAGGCUGGAGCGCGCACAGAUGCGGCCUGAUGACGACUUCACGUUCCGAGGCUGCGGUCUUAUCAGUUCCCCACAUGUCAACGUCAGCCGCGGCAGCAGCAGCGGUGGCAGCCAUGUCCGGGCGCGCCCUCUCCUCCUCCUCCUGCACGACAUCAUCCCCCUUAACGACGCUGCGUCACAGCCGGAGUAGCCGCUGCGGCUGUGUUGGCCAAAGCUGUGUCAUCCCCUCAUCCUUACGGCCCCAAGGUUACGCUGGCGGCGCCGGCGGCAGCGGCAACGUUGUCAACUCCUGGAGCAGCACCCUGCAUGCUAAGAACCCCGGGGCGGUCAGGACCUUCCAUUCCUCUACACCAGCCACUGCACCAACCAGUGGCAGCAGCAGCAGCAGCAGUGGUGCGAGUAGCAAUCACCAUAGCGGUGGAUCCAGGGGUGCCGGUCACAGCGAUGGUGGCAGCAAGUCGACCCACGGGUCAGGCGCCCCUGGCGGUUUCCCUGCUGGCAGCCCUCAGGGCUCUGGCCAUUACGAGGUCCUGGGUGUGCCCCCCGACGCGCCCCUCGCCGCCAUCAAGGCCGCCUUCCGGCAGCGAGCCAAAGAGCUGCACCCGGAUGUGCUGGCCGCGCGAACCAUGGGUCGGCAGCGACACCCGCAACCGCACCCGCAUGCCUCGCAGCAGCACCCGCAACAGCACCCUGCACAACGGCCGCAGCAGGCUGUGCAGCACCCUCAACACUCAGCGUCCGGCGACCCAGGGGUCGACGAGGCGACUG
Molecule: messenger RNA, 1592 nt
Organism: Astrephomene gubernaculifera
Lineage: Eukaryota; Viridiplantae; Chlorophyta; Chlorophyceae; Chlamydomonadales; Astrephomenaceae
Source: the annotation of a GenBank genome assembly